Eucalyptus grandis is the source of this 1391-nucleotide messenger RNA. Its product is annotated as WUSCHEL-related homeobox 2. Gene Ontology annotation, molecular function: DNA binding; DNA-binding transcription factor activity. The record is from RefSeq and is a predicted model, not a curated record. Gene Ontology annotation, biological process: plant organ development. Lineage: Eukaryota; Viridiplantae; Streptophyta; Magnoliopsida; Myrtales; Myrtaceae.
AAACAAAACCCGUAAUUUGUUAAUAAUUCUCUCUCUCUCUUUAACACAUACAUAUUUUUCUCCCAAAAUCACGAAACCUCCUACGUAGAGAGCCUCCUCCUCCAGCCGCUACCCGCCAUGUUUUCAGAGAUUUUCUGCACAAAAUACAAUACGCAUGUCAAUGCCCUACAUUUCUCCCUCUCUCGCCUUUUUGUUUGACUCUCUCUCUCUCCCCCCCUCGUUCCUAUUUAUCUCUUUCUUCGCUGCGCAAGAGUACAAGAGCCAUGCAACGAGCAUGUGACACUCCUCUCCCUCUCAUUAUUCUCUCUCAUUAAAGGUUCACAUUCUCCUGCGCAACAGCACAUCUCUAGCUUGCGAGGCGUCCGUUCGUGUGAACCCUAGACCUCCAUACAGAGGCUUAAGGGAAACGCAAAAAGGACUUGCGAGUUCAUCAUGGAGAUCGGUACUGAGGACCAUCAUCACGCGGAAGCCAUGGGCGGCUCCGGAGGGGGCUCGCCGGCGACCUCGCGGUGGAACCCGACGAAGGAGCAGAUCGGUAUACUGGAGAGCCUGUACAGGCAAGGGAUAAGGACGCCGACGGCGGAUCAGAUACAGCAGAUAACGGGGAGGCUCAAGGCGUACGGCCACAUCGAGGGCAAGAACGUGUUCUACUGGUUCCAGAACCACAAGGCCCGGCAGAGGCAGAAGGAGAAGCAGGAGAGCCUGGCUUACCUCAACCGCUACUUCCACAAGUCUGCUCGCACCGCCUUUCAUCCUCCUUGCCCAAAUGCUGUUUGUGGACCGUACUUCGUGCCGCAGAGUGACAUAGGGACGCUGUACCCACAAUGCCCGAAGGUGCUUCUUCCUUGUGGCAUCAAGAGGAGACAGAAGACUGACUUCGUGGAGAGAACAAAAACAUUCUGUCGUACGGGUUUUGCGUACCCCGCGCACCCCCAGGGACAUCAUCAUGACGUGACGUUCCACCAAACAACUGAGAGCAACAACGACAGCACCGUCGAGAGAAAUCAAGAAACUUUGGACCUCUUUCCUUUGCACCCAACAGGCAGGGCGGUACAAGAUACGUCAAAGUGUUCUCAAGCUGAUCACGACUGUUCUCGUGCUGAUCAAGACUGUUCGGCAACGACCUCCACUUCUUCUUCUUCGGAGGCUCGAGAUGGUGGUAACAACGGUGACCAGCCUUUCUUUGAUUUCUUCUCAGCAAACGGAUGCUUCUGCGAGAGAGACUAAGAUCAUCCGAAUGGUGGAUGGUAAAGAUGGGUGUUAGUCCGAUUGGCGUUCUUAUUCUUCUUUGAAAGCUAGUAUGAUGGCGAGGAGGUUUUGAUGGAUAAUAAGAGGGUUAUUAUGAGAGGAAAGUCAUCAACAAUGUCUCGUUUUCUCAUUUUUAAUUUUGG